Molecule: messenger RNA, 663 nt
Organism: Ctenocephalides felis (cat flea)
Lineage: Eukaryota; Metazoa; Arthropoda; Insecta; Siphonaptera; Pulicidae
Product: serine/threonine-protein kinase Chk2-like
Exons: 2
Coding region: 1-663 (220 amino acids)
Biological process (GO): intracellular signal transduction; peptidyl-serine phosphorylation; protein autophosphorylation
Cellular component (GO): cytoplasm; nucleus
Molecular function (GO): ATP binding; calmodulin binding; calcium-dependent protein serine/threonine kinase activity
Source: RefSeq, a predicted model, not a curated record
AUGAAGCAGAUCAUCAAGAGUAAAGCAGAUGAUGAAAAGAAAUUAAACCAUCCUAAUCGUAUUAUGAAUGAAAUUAAUAUUAUGAAAAAAUUAGAUCAUCCAUUCAUAGUUAGUGUCUACAACAUUGUUGAAACUCCUGAAGCAGUAUUUUUGGUAUUGGAACUUAUGAAUGGAGGUAACACAGUGUUAAAAACUGAAUGUGGUACUGCAUGGUAUGUUGCUCCCGAAGUGAUAUUGAAGAAUUAUAAAACUUAUACUGAAAAAGUUGAUGUUUGGAGUCUAGGUGUAAUAUUAUUUGUUUGUCUUUGUGGAUGCUUACCCUUCUCAGCAGCUGAUCAAAUUUGCAAAGGAAAAUACUCUUUCAAACAAUGUAUUUGGUCUUCGGUUAGUGCUGAAUGCAAAGAUUUAAUUUCUAAAAUGUUAAAAGUAGAUCCAAAAACUAGAUAUAGCAGUUCCGAAGUUCUUAAUCAUAAAUGGUUACAGGAUCCCGAUGUUAUUAAGCGUUACAAUGAUUUAUUAAAUCAGGAAAAUGAAAAACAGGAAAUUACUGUUUCUGAUUUGGAAGAUUCAAUAAAUGAACAUUGUAAUAAUUCUUGUCCUGAAAAUUGUCUAGAUAUAAUAGAACCACCUGCCAAACGUCAUCGAAGUCUACUUAUUUUUUAG